AUGAAUGGUGAUUCAACGGCUAUAGUUAAUGCUGAAAGUAUUCUUCAUGACAUCGAAAUACUUCUAAAGGAAAUUGAAUCCGGUAUUCAUUCAGAGAACGGACGUGGUUUAGUUCAGAAGAAGAUCAAGAAUGUCACGACAACUAUAAACAGGUUUGAAGCGACUCCAAAGCUUUUGGAUAGCAAAUUGGAAUGGUUAGUAAAGAUGAUCACUCUGCUUUACCUUCAGACGAAGAGAACAAAUGGCAAUCUACUGAAUGAUCUUGCAGAAUGCUUCUAUCAACUUACAAAAGUACGUGGCUAUAAGUUUGUGGUGAACUUCUGCUCUAACGAUGUAUACUUGAUUCCGGAGCUAUUAAGCAUCAUUAGUGGCACAGACAUGGAAAAUGACGACUGUCAAUGCUUUUUGCUUCUUCUUUGGCUAUCGAGAUUGGCCAUGGUGCCUUUCCAGCUUCUGAAUAUCGAAGAAUCAUUGGCUGAAAAGCUUUUCCAACUCUCAAACAGGUUUCUUGUUGUCCAUUCUAGUGCUUCAAGAACCCAGAUUGCGUCCCUGUAUCUUUUAUCAAACUUGAUCAUUAGACUGGAUUGUGCGUCACUACUUAAGAGAUAUGUGCUUACGAUAGCUGACGACUGGUCCUACAUGUCUAACAACAUUAAAUUGGGACACUUAUUAGCGCUCAAUCAGAUAUUGAAGAAUAAGUCAAAUGUGGAAAUUGCGCAUCUUAUCCCAGUUCUCCAAUCAAGCAUUAUAGACUACGAAGUUAUACAAAUAAGGCAUAAUAGAAGGCAUUCUCUAAAUACUGUGAAUGUCUUAUAUAUCAUAAAGGUCUCAACCAAGCUAGCUAAUUUCUACAUUCGAACAAACGACUUUGAACGGGUAUCUGGAAUAGUCAACUUUAUUCUUCUUGAUAUUAUGAACAGCAUGAGUUCUGGUUUCGAUGCUAAACUAAGAGAGUGUACAGCAAAAAGUAUUACAAAGAUUGUCACUUCCCUUUCACUUAAAGCAGUGAACUAUGCCUCACAGUUGAUCUGGUUCAUGAUAGAUCAGCUAAAAAUUCGCAAUUUGAAACUGAACCAUAAAUUCCAGAAAGAUGUGGAAAUCAACCCGCUUGAUUUCCAAGUGGAUAAAUACCAUACUAUACUAUUAUUUGUGGCAUUUUUGGGAAUGGAGAAGAGCGUCCCCCUCGAAGUCAUACCUAUUGCGUUUUCCAUUGUUCAUAAAACGAUAUUUAUUUCUGAUAUCACGUUCUCUCAUGUCAAAGGAUCCCAAAUUCGGGACGCAUCUUGUUUUUGCAUCUGGGCACUUUGCAGAAAGUUGAAACAGAAUGAUUAUGAAUCCUUGUGUCAAUAUAAUCCAGAAAUGAUGGAAUGCCUUCUUCUUGACAUCAUCAAGGUCAUUGUUUUUGAUGCAGAUUUCACUAUACGUCGAUGUGGAAUAGCUGUACUUCAAGAAUUCGUCGGCCGAUUCGGAAAUAUGCUUUUUCAGCACCUCUUACCAGGCCGAACUGCUAAUGAGGUUGGUGAGUUUCUUAUUCGCUUUAUUGAAAUGUUUACGGCAGCUUCUGUUAGUAGACUUCUGGAUUCUCAUAAACUCAUUAUGAAACUUUAUUCUUUGGGUUUUGACAAAGGCAUUUUUGUUGAACCCUUAUUGGAAGAGAUUAUUUUCGAAAGCAACGUAUUUGAAACACGCAAACUUGGUGGAAUUUUUUUGGCUGAGCUUUUAGGAGGAGAUUCAUCCAUUGCAUGUUUGAAUUUGCCCAUAGAGUUUCCAUCUACUGAAAAUGUGGUUAGCAAUAUUUCUAAAGCCAUCAAAAAUGGUAACUAUGAAUGUUUCUAUGCUCUUGCAGAAAUGGUGAAUCGAAAACUUGUGAUACGUCCUUCUAUGGAUCUUCUUGAAGAUAAAUUUUUUGCGCUCGGCCAUCAUCCGAAAGCCCCUGAGAGGGCAGAGAGUAUCUUGCACUUUCUAAUUGCAUUAAUCGAGGCGGAGAUUGCACCCAAAAAUGAAACGUAUCUUUCGGAAGUUUUAUCCCUUUCCCGUGCUCAACCGACAAAGAGUUUAAGCAGUGAGGUGAAAAAGUAUUUGAAAAUCAUUGGUGAGUGUCGCCGAGAGUCCAUCACUUUCCAUGAUUUUGAAAGCAUUUGUCACCGGAUUGCACGGGGAAAUCAACUUCUUGCGGAAGGCGUAACUGCGUUUCCUGUGAAUAAUCAGCAGCUUGAUCUUGUCUUAUUCUUGAUUGAGGACUUCAGUAUUGAUCCGGACAUUCGAUCGAUAUUGAUUAAAGGAAUUCAUGCCUUUCUACAAUGCGGCUUCUCGGCCAAAAUCGAAAAAUCUAUACUUGAGAGUCUUGACGAUUAUACAAAUACUGAUCAAGGAGAUGUUGGUCUGAAAGUUCGAUUGGCCACUUUGUCGCUUCUUGCUGAAAAUGACCAAUUUGCUUUACAACUCGACCGUGGUUUAAAAAGGAGACUUAUCAGGCUUAGUGGAGAAUCAAUGGAUAAAUUGAGAAUUGAAGCGUUCAAGUUGCUAUGCAAAGUGGAUGAUAUUCCAGACUACAAAGCUCAUUAUGAAACUUAUAUGAGCAAUUAUGAAUUGUAUUUCCAGGAUUUCUAUGACUACUACCUGAAAUAUUGUGAUGAGAAGGACCAAUUUUGGGAAGGGAUGGUACAUUCUGCCGGGGCUCUAACUGGAAGCAGUGACCUCAUUAAUGUGUCCUUCCGCUGUGUAUUGUCUUUGUGCUAUUACUCAAGCGAAAGCGAUGUUGAGGAGAUGUUGGCCAUCCUAUUUCGGAUGUUGAAAACUCCUACAAGUACACCACCCGGAUGUGCAACCAUUCGUCACCAAAAGACUACAAACUGCGCUCUCAUGUUAGUUGGGAAGCUACUUGAGGCAGAAGUCGAGCUCCCAAAAGACACAAACUACGAGGUUCUAUAUGUUCGAACUUAUAACCUACACAUCAAAGGUGCUAACGUGAAACGCAUGGGACUUGCGUUGAAAAUCUUUCAGCACUUGAGCACGUCUUUAUCGGUGGCUAGUGACAUUCAGCAAAAAUGCCGCAAAAGGAUAUGGUGGUUGGCGUCUCAGCAUAAGAGUGCAACUGUUCGGGUUAUGGCUAGCAAGUCAUUGUUUGAGAUUUUAAAUGAGCUUGACCCAACGUGCCCAUUAAUGUCCAAAAUUGAUACUUGUGACUGGCGGGAUCAAGAAGAAGCUUCGAGACUACAAGUGGAAAGUACCAUACUUGGCUUAAGGUGUAUAUAA
Molecule: messenger RNA, 3255 nt
Organism: Clavispora lusitaniae ATCC 42720
Lineage: Eukaryota; Fungi; Ascomycota; Pichiomycetes; Serinales; Metschnikowiaceae
Biological process (GO): tubulin complex assembly; post-chaperonin tubulin folding pathway; microtubule cytoskeleton organization
Molecular function (GO): GTPase activator activity; beta-tubulin binding
Source: RefSeq, a predicted model, not a curated record